Notolabrus celidotus (New Zealand spotty) is the source of this 4855-nucleotide messenger RNA. RefSeq names its product NIMA-related kinase 10 (gene nek10). Gene Ontology annotation, biological process: protein phosphorylation. NCBI's taxonomy places the organism in Eukaryota, Metazoa, Chordata, Actinopteri, Labriformes, Labridae. The transcript is spliced from 36 exons. The record is from RefSeq and is a predicted model, not a curated record. The coding region runs from base 426 to 3596 and encodes 1056 amino acids. Gene Ontology annotation, molecular function: protein kinase activity; protein binding; ATP binding.
ACGUUUCAGAGUUUAUUGAUUUCAAACACAUUUUUUUUUGUCCCUUUUGUCAAUUUAAAAAUACAUUUACAAUGUGAGUUUUGAGUUAUGGAGGAUUUUGUCUCGAAGAUAACCUGCUGUAUGACAUUCCUGCGUCGAAAUACCUGCUGUGAGGAAAUGCGAAAAGCGUCUAUUGUAGCCAUGGAAACAGACACUCCAUAGUACUGAUGGCGUAGAUUGGUUAAAAAUGCAGCAGGUCUUUGUUUUGUCUUCUCUUAUUUGCUAAUGUGAGGAGUGUUUCAGGAAGAGAAACUAGGACUGUCGGCUAUCUUUAAGAAUUGGGAUGUUUUAAAAGGCAAACAUCGUAUAUGACAGGCCAGAUUAACUACCUGUUGCUCGUUUCUAUGUUGGAGGAAGGUUGAACCACAGGUGACUCAUGGAAACAAAUGCUGAAAAUGUCCAAUCCUGUUAAAAAAGUCAGACAAGGAGAAAAACAACCCCUGAAAUCCAGAGGAAGCCAGAGCAAGGAAUCUAAUGAUCUCAGGAGGCUUCAGUCCCUGCUUGCCAAAAGGAGCCCCAGACAAGAGGUGGCAGCGCUGAGUCACAGUAAAGCAGUACGCAGCAGUGGAGCCAGCAGAUCUCAAGGCCCGCAUUCUCCAAAAGACAACAACAGACUGAAGAGUGGGGGCGAAGUCAACAGUGAAGCUGCUGAGCUGGAGAAAUUCAGCAUCACAUACAGAGACCAAAGAUCCUUCAGCAGCCACGCUCUGCACACACUGUUCUCUGACAUCCUUACAUGUUUGGUCAAGAACCGACUCUGCAGUGAAUGGAUCGAUCAUGCACCACCUGAGUCUGUCCUAAGAGUCCUGAUAUGCCUGAGAUUACUCAUCAGAGAUCCCCAGCAUCAGAAAAUCCUCCAUCAGCUCCAAGGCAUCAAUUCACUCGCGAGGUACAUGGAGUCUGUUGCUGCCCUGUAUAUAUCAUGUGGGGAGCAGGCGUUCGCAGGGCAGAAGCUGGUCACAAUGACAUACAUGUUUCAGAAGCUGUCUGCUGCUGCUGCUGAGACUCAAAGAGUCUGUGUUAUCCAGAGCGGCGCUCACAGGACCCUGGUGAAGCUUCUCUCCACAACAGACAGCAGUGUGCUGCUGGGAGCCCUGCUGGCCCUCACCACUCUGGCAGAGAGCCCAGAGUGCAAGGAGGAGAUUGGUCAGCUACAGAUCGUGGAGAACCUGCUUGUAAUACUGCAAGAAUAUGACCUGCUGUCAAAGAGAAUGAGUGCAGAGCUGUUGAGGCUCUUGUCCCCGGUGAGACAGGUCAGGGACCAGGUGAGGGGGCUGGAGGGUCUGCCGGUGCUGCUGAGCCUGCUGCACAGUCAGCACCUGAAGCUGUUGUGGAGCGUGGCCUGGGUCCUGGUCCAGCUCUGCGAGGAUGCUGACACCAGAGCAGAGAUCAGGAGCUGGGGCGGGGUGCAGCAGCUGCUCCGUCUGCUCAGCAGCGACAGGCCGUAUGUCUCUGACCGUUCAUCCAUCGAGACGCUCUCCAGUGCUAAUGCAGCCGGCCGCAUCCAGAGAGAGCACAUCAGAGAGGAGCUCAGCCUGCAGGAGGAGGCAGACAACAUCAUGGCCCUACAGUCAGCCUGCUGCACAGUUUUGACUGAGCUUAGUCUGGAUGACACAUCUGCUCACCACAUUGUGCUGGAAAACGGGGUCUACAUCAUUGCAAAGCUUAUUUUGCAGCAAAACUCAGGACCAAAGCUCACAUCUCUACAGUGCUAUGUGUUUCGGACCCUCAGGUUUCUCUUCAGCGUGGAAAGAAACAGACAUUUAUUUAAGAGACUCUUUCCCACAGACCUCUUUGAGAUGUUUAUUGAUGUUGGACAUUAUGUUCGAGACCUUGCGGUCUAUGAGGGACUGCAAACCAAAGUUUCACUCUACACUCAAGAGGAGCUGGACAGUCUCAGAGAGAGCAUUGACACUGUGGACCAGAACCGCCCUCCCCUUAAGGUCAUCAAUGGUUACUCCAUACUGGACCACCUGGGUACCGGGGCCUUUGGGAGUGUCUUUAAGGUCCGAAAGCAGAGUGGUCAGAACCUGCUGGCUCUGAAGGAGGUGAACCUUCAUAACCCGGUGUUUGGCAACGACAAGAAGUCCAGAGACAGCAACGUGGAGAAAAUCAUCUCUGAGCUUUCAAUCAUCAAAGAACAGAUGUCACAUCCGAAUGUUGUUAAAUAUUACAAGACAUUCUUGGAAGGUGAGAGGCUGUACAUCGUGAUGGAGCUGAUCGAGGGCGUGCCGCUGGCUGAACACUUCAACUCGCUGAGGGAGAAGCAGCAGGAGUUCACAGAGGACAGAAUCUGGAAUGUCUUCAUACAGAUGUGUCUUGCAUUGAGGUACCUUCACAAGGAAAAGAGGAUAGUCCACAGAGACCUCACGCCAAACAACAUCAUGCUUGGAGAAAAGGACAAAGUCACCAUCACUGACUUUGGCCUGGCAAAGCAGAAACAGGAGAACAGCAAGCUAACGUCAGUGGUCGGCACCAUCCUUUACUCCUGCCCAGAGGUUGUGAAGAGCGAGCCGUACGGAGAGAAAGCCGACGUCUGGGCUUUGGGCUGUAUCCUCUACCAGAUGGCAGCUUUACAGCCUCCUUUCUACAGCAGCAACAUGCUGUCGCUGGCCAGCAAGAUCGUCGAGGCUGACUAUGAGCCAAUCAAAGACGGGGCAUUCUCAGAGAGACUCACAGAGAUGAUCAGAUGGUGUUUGAGUCCAGAUGCAGACCAGCGCCCGGACAUCGUGGACGUCAGCUCCAGGAUCUCUGACCUCAUGAUGAGGCUGAUGGAUGGACUCUUCACUUCCCAGAAUGCACUGGAGAGGAGAGCAGAGAGAGACAGGAAACGAGCGCAGAAGUACUUUGUGGAAAGGCAACGAAGCAGAACGGACUGCUGUCACUCAGACCUGUGUCAGGAGCAAGCCUUGAUGAACGAAACCCCGACUCCACGCUUUUCUGCAGCCUGCACUUUGAACCACAGCGAGCUGAAAAUCAAACACGAUGAUGCUUUGGAUGGUGAAGUUGAAUCAUGUGAUGCCCUCACAGGGAAACACCACGGAUUAAAGUCCAGGGCCUGUAUUACACCUGACCAAACUGCAUCCAGCGAGGAUCACACCACUGCACAGAUCAAACCCAGACCAGUGUCAGCAGGGAUCUGCGUCUCUCAGAAGAAGCUCCGGCAGAUUGAUGACCCCAUUCAGAGACUCCUCGUGCAGCUGCACAAAAUCAUCUUCAUCACUCAGCUUCCUCCAUCCCCAUACCACAACAUCAAACGACGUCUCAUCGAACGGUUUAAAAAGUCUCUGUUCCACAGCGGGAGCGAUCCGUACAACCUGAAGGGGGAGCUCAGCAAGCUCCUCCAGGCCUCUCCAGACCUGAUGGAGUUUGGCUCCACCACUUCAGAUUGGUGGCCUCUGGUCCAACACUUCAGUGAAAACCCCAACACUGCUGACCACACAGGUGAUGGGAAUCUCAAAGAUGGAGUCACCUAUCAGCAGAUGCAGGCGAUCAUUGAGGAGCUGCUGGAGGAAAACAGCUACUACGAGGCAUCAAACUCCAGAGAGAAGAGAUGAUCAAGGAAUGUGGUGACGACUUUCAAUAUUCAUCCUCAGAUGUCACAGCAGCAGCUGGAAAAUCAGAAAUUUAUUGCAGUGUGGAAAGAUUUUCAUCCACCUGCUUCCACAAAGAAAAAGGAAAACUCAUGUCUUCUUGACAUGUAACUACAAUUUGGGAUGCAUUGAUGUAUUGGUUGUGCAUUAAUGGCUGAUUCUUUACCUGUUAAAAGGCAUCAGGCCAUCAGAACAUGGAGUGAGAUGGACCGAUGCCAUUAGCCGAUGUGUAACUGCUGUGUUGCAUUACUUUCAUGCUUUAAACCAAACGGAAGAUUCAGAGAAGAGGGUUUUUAUUUACCUGUGGGGCAAACCCAGUUUUUUUUUGGGUCAAACCUUUAAGGAAAUGGUGGCAGUCGUCUCUGAGAGAGAUCUGAGACAUACUGUUUGUAAGACAUGUUCCAGUAAUAAUUCAAGAGGAGGGGCUACUUGCAGCAACUCAAUACUUAGCUUGUUAUGUUGUUAUAUACUAGCUUGAACAUUAAAAUCGAAGCUGACAUGUUAAAGCCACCACACCACACAUUUCUCAGGCAAUCAUCAACAUUGUUUUGGUGAUAACGCCUAACAUCAGAUAUAAAUGGCCGUCUUGAUCAAACAGCAGUGUAAAUUCCAAAGAAUUGUUCCUCUGUAAACCUCUGAAGAUUAUUUAAUGUGCGUACACUGUCUUUAGAUGUUUGUUUGUAAUGAAGCUUGAUUUGAGUUCUUUCUGUCUGAUCAGUCCACGAUAAGCUCCUCGUAUAAAAGUAACCAAACCUCAGACUAGUUUGUCUGCAGGUCCAGCUCCAGAUACUCUGUUUGUCUGACUCUAGCUCUUUAAAUCCUCAGGACCAGACUCAGCUGUUUGUGUGUUUAAACUCCUCUCUGCAGGACUGCACAUCGCAGCGUGUGUUGAAUGGAUGCAAGCCAAACUUCCUCACUUUCAAAGAGCUGCAGCUUUGUGCAGACUUAAAGAAUAAAAGCGGGUCAAAUGUUUUGAUUUUUACCACCUUUUGCUGAACUUGAACUAAAUCCACAUGCACUUUGAGUUACUCUCCUCAUUUUCACUUUAAGCAACCUGUGAAGAAUGUUUUUUGCAUUUUAUCCUGUGUGUUCUUUCACUGUCAUUUUGAAAUGUGGAGGGCAGCAGAGGGGACACUUUCUCAUGCACUUUGAUCCAAAAGGGAUUCAUCUGUUUAAUCUGACGGUUUCAAAUGAUGUACUAAAUAAACAAUAUUUAAUGCAGA